This is a messenger RNA of Oncorhynchus gorbuscha (pink salmon), 3802 nucleotides long. Its product is annotated as transcriptional regulator prz1-like. The transcript has 7 exons. Gene Ontology annotation, cellular component: nucleus. Bases 245 to 2101 code for a protein of 618 amino acids. NCBI's taxonomy places the organism in Eukaryota, Metazoa, Chordata, Actinopteri, Salmoniformes, Salmonidae. The record is from RefSeq and is a predicted model, not a curated record.
CAAAACGAAUCACAGCGUCUAGUCUGCCGGAAAAUCACACAAAGACGUGACCAAGAACAAUUUCCAAGUUAGCGUUUUUAUUGUUGUUAUUUAAACCUUUAUUAACACUCUUGAACUCAAAAUAUGACUAAUUUAACUGCACAGCGUCACAUAUUUACCCCACGUAGUGUUUAAUUCGCGUUGGAGACAGGACUUGGUUGAUACAUGGUAUAUAGGUAACGCUAGCUGCUAACGUUAGCUAACAAUGGCUAACUGUAUGGUUUUUCACACUCAAAUAGCCUCAAUCAUGGAGGUGCUAGCGAAUGCAGCCGUGGCAGAGAUUUGUAAACUCGUAGACGACGACUAUGCAGUGUUUCGUUUGGAAAUAACUCAAAGCCAGAAAGAAAACCGGGCAUUACGGAGGAAACUACUGGAACUGAAGGUGGCACGGGAGCGCGCAGAGAGGACAAUGCGAGAGCGCGUCCUCGCCAGUCGUCCCAGUAGUGUCAGAUACAGAGCACUGGCAAGAGGUGAAGGCCACAGGAGUUUUGUGAAGCCAGCGGGACACAAUACAUGGAGAGAUGACCAACCAAUCACUGUUGAUGAGGGGAGUGGAACCUCAACCCAGCAUGUUAUUGUGAUAGAGUCUGCAGAGGCUUCAGUUCUAGGGAUCAAGCAGGAGAGGUCUGAAGGAGAGGAGGAGCCACGGCACAGCAGAAACAUCCAGACUGGAGCACCCCCUAUAGGCACAGAGAACCCCACCACCACCCCAGCGCAGCCCAGGACCCGAUGCAGCAUCACGGAGGAGGGGGAGGGUCCAGAGGUGCUGCUGGUGAAGGAGGAGGGGUGUGAGGAGGGUCUGGGGAACCCUGAGGGGACCAUGAUCAUGGAGGUCAACCCGACUCCACCUCCUCUUGAACGCACAGAGGAACCAGCUGAGCAGCACAGGACCACACACAGUCUCACUCAGCCAGUAGACAUGGAGGAUGGGAAGCCUGAUCUGCUGCUGGUCAAAGAGGAGACAAUAGAAGAAGAAUCAGAGAGCAUUGACCUGCUGAGUGGAUUAAAGAUGGGGGAGCAAGGUGGUUGGCUGGAGACUGAUAGUGGAGACUGGGCGGCCAUCUUGGAUUACCAGACGGGUACAGCCAAGGGCCCAGGGGACGACAUCACAGAGCAGGCCAGGACCAAAGGCGACAUAGUUGAGUCUGCAGUCCAUGAGGACCUGCUGAUAUCCGGUGUUGCUGGCUGGAAAUACUGGCCCCGGAUCAGAACCCUGGAUCAGGAGCCAUCGCUCUUCCUUCCCGAGUCGGAGCCAGGACCCAACCUAGAGGGGCAGAGACGCCACCAACACACAGAACACAACCAGUGGACAGAGGGACUGAACAACCUCAGUCCUGGUGGUCAUCAGAGAGACAGAGGCUCCAGUCAGGGAUCCAGUCUGCAGCCCAGACCCUUCUCUUCACAGUCUCAGUGCAGGGAUGAAGCAGGACCUGAGGCUGAUAGAGAUAGACCCUCCUGUUCCUAUGAUACAAACACCACAGUAUCCAUGAUGAACAGAGCAGGUCACCCUGGGCUUCAGCCUUCACAGAGAGUGAUGGGAGACCCCCCUGGUGGUAGUCUAACAGGAAGUCUGUCUUCUCCUUCAGGUUCUCGUCUAAUGCCUUGUGACUGGGUUCAUAGAAGGCCUGGGACUGGACCUGGGUCUAGCCUUCCUCAGUUACCUCAGGGUUACCCCACCAAUACAGAUAGGGUCAGGAUGGGUGUUCACCACAAGAGGUACCUAGCCUAUAACACAGCACACAAUCCCAACAACACUCAAACAAUGGCUAGAGGUCAAGGAGGGAGCUCAAAGACUAACCACCUGACGGUGGUGGCUCCUGCUUCUACCUCCUCUGGUGUCAUUGGGCCACAACGUAAGAGGCCAAGCAAUAGGACGGACGCUGACAAGCUGUUCUCCUGCUCCACGUGUGGGAAGCGCUUCGCUGAGGCGAGCUAUGUGAAGGAGCACCAGACCGUUCACACCAAGGAGAGGCCCUUCAAGUGCAAACUAUGUUAUAAGAGCUUCUCCUUCCGGAGUAGCCUUAUCAGACAUAGGAGUGUCCACAAUGGGGAGAAAUCAUAGCAGUGUGUCUUCAGAUGUACGCAGGGGAUGUCUGGAAACCAUUCUUUAGCUGACAUAUUAUAGUUAUCAUGUGAAGUGUCCUGGAGUAAGAGCAGUGGUGUUCUGGAGGGUGUACGCAGGUGGCCGUAUACCCACUUAUUUUUCAGUGGGCAAUGAGUAUAGUCGCUUCUUAAUCCCCACGAUGCCUAUCAAAGUAGUGCAGUGGAGGUAGAGACUGUGUCAAUAAAGCUGAUGGAGCAGAUCUAGAAUGUUUAUCUUACAAUGUUGAUCAUUUAUUAUUUAUUCACAUCUUCGCAAUGUGCACACGGUGGUAGGCCUACGGGCAAAUGAUCCAAAAUGCAAUUUGUGGCGAAAAAAAACGUGGCUACUUCAAAAUGGAGAUCGACUCAGUGGCGCUGCCCAUGCUGCCACAGACGCCAUAAUGGCACGGAUACAAUGAUGAGGCCUCUUUCCAUCUCUAAGUUUUGGCCUGACUGUGAAAGACCAAUAUGGAUUCUAUCAUUUUAGGUCAUUCAGAGUGUAUGUCACUGUUUCACAUUAAAACAAUUACAUAGGGCAGGGCGCCUUCGCAUUUGGGAUUUUUAUUUUGCACCACUUCACCACUGGGUAAGAAGACAAUUAACCGCUCAUUAGCCCUUUGUUAACUUAUCAUUUGAAACAGGAUUGUGUAAAUACCUGUUUUUAUAGAGACAGUAAACCAAGGCUAGAACAAGGACAGUUGAAUACUUACCUUGCUGAGGUGAAGUAGAUGGAAUAAAGUCAUUAUUUUGUAUUUUAUUCUUGCUAACACUGUUCUUUCUAAACAAGUCUGCUCUCAGCUUGAAAGAUACUGAUCAUAGGAGUUUUUGGGGCUCUAUUUUCACCUGGCGAUAUGGCAGGGCAAGCUCACGUUAGUUCAAAUUUUACUAUGUUAAAAACGGACACUGGCAUUUUCCACCCCAUGUGCCAGGUUCAGCAAUUUUUGUCUAAUCUCAGCUCACUAGCUCUGAGGUGGGAGGGGUGGUAAUAUUUAAAGUGUGUCGUUGAAAACAAGUGCAAAAGUCACAAUUUCAUUCAGCGCAUAUCGAGACAUUUAAAACCAAGGAAAAGCAGAAAAGCAGGUCAUAGUUGUAACUGGCAUGGAUUUUGUGAGCAGAAGUGCAACCUAUCCAGCUGUGACGCAAAUUGCCCUUCUACUAAUAGAGCAAGAGAAGAUAUGUACUUUUUGUGCUGGUAACCCUUGUAUUAAUAAACAAGGCUGGUUUUUUUGUCCUGCCCAUUGGGUUUGCCAAGUAGCCAAGCCUAUCAAUAAAGGGUUUUGCUCGUGAGACUGCUUAGAAAUACAGUGCCCUCUGUAAUAUUUGGGACAGUGACAGAUUUUUUUGUUGUUUUGGCUCUGUACUCUAGCAUUUUGGUAUUUGAAAUUAUACAAUGACUAUGAGGUUAAAGAGCAGACUGUCAGCUCUAAUUUGAGGGUAUUUUCAUCCAUAUUGAGUGAACAGUUUAGCACUUUUUGUACAUCGUCCCCCCAUUUUAGGGGCCGAAAAUUAUUGGGACAAAUUCACUUAUGUGUAUUAAAGUGGUCAAAAGUUUUGUAUUUGGUCCCAUAUUCCUUGCAAGCAAUGAUUAAACCAAGCUUGUGACUACAAAUUUGUUGGAUGCAUAUUCUGUUUGUUUUGGUUGUGUCAGAUGAUUUUGUGCCCAAAUAAACGGUGAAUAAUG